AUGGUCGAGUACGCGUCCAUCAAUGGAGCCCAACUGGCUUAUAGAUUGGCCGGCCCAGAGAAUGCACCUCUAAUAAUCACUCUACAUGGUGGCCGGGGAUUUGGUGAUCAUCGGUCAGAUUUCAAGGCAUAUUUGCCUCUAUCCAAAACCUAUCGAUUACUCUCCUUUGACUUCCGAGGCCAUGGUCAAAGCUCACAAACGGAACCGUUUACAUUUGAUCAACUUGUCAAUGAUAUUGAAAGUAUAAGACAAUAUUUUGUUGGAGACGCCCCAUGUAUUGUUUGCGGUGGCAGCUUCGGUGGGUUUUUGGCCCAGCAGUAUGCAAUCACAUACCCAUCAAAUGUUUCUCAUUUGAUCCUAAGAGGCACUGCUGCUUCGUUUCACCAUGAAGAGGCAGCCAUCCGAACGCUGGAACAGAGAGCAUCCAGAGCUCCCGGUUUCUCUAUCAACUUCCUGCGCGACAAAGUCUUCGGAAGAUUCGACAGCGAUCUCGAAUUUCGACUCGUCAUGUAUGCAGCUGCCCCUUUGUACAGUGAAAAGUUUGACGCUGAGGCUGCACUCAAAAGCAACCUCGAAACGGUGUUCUAUGCCAAGUCUCACAAUGACCUUUAUUCUGAUGGCGAGAAAUUCUUCGAUUAUACGGAUCGUCUUCAAUAUAUUGUUGCCAAUACCCUCAUAGUGGUCGGUGAGCAGGAUUGGAUCUGCCCACCGGGACUGUCUAAGGAGAUUGCUUCCCAAAUUCCCUCUUCAAGGCUGGAAAUUAUUGCAGGGGCGAAUCAUAGCGUCCAUUUGGAAAAGAAUGCGGAAGUUAUUGAGUUGAUUCGCCAACAUCUGUCAUAG
Molecule: messenger RNA, 840 nt
Organism: Penicillium verhagenii
Lineage: Eukaryota; Fungi; Ascomycota; Eurotiomycetes; Eurotiales; Aspergillaceae
Product: alpha/beta fold hydrolase
Exons: 4
Coding region: 1-840 (279 amino acids)
Biological process (GO): proteolysis
Molecular function (GO): peptidase activity
Source: RefSeq, a predicted model, not a curated record